Messenger RNA from Rotaria sp. Silwood1, 318 nucleotides. The record is from the annotation of a GenBank genome assembly. Lineage: Eukaryota; Metazoa; Rotifera; Eurotatoria; Philodinida; Philodinidae.
AUGUCGAUAAUCUUUCGAAUAAAAGGAUUCAAUUUUAAUUUAUCAUCUUCAUCGAAAAAUAGUUCUGAUCAAUGUUCACCAGCGGCAAAACAAGAAGAAUCAAUCGAUACAUGGAAUGAAAAAAAUCGUCGGAAUGAUAAUGUUUUUCAUCCAGCUAAAUUUAAACAAACAUAUCAAUCAGAAAAUGAUUUUGCAAAUAAUCAUAAUCAUAAGACAUAUAAUGAAUUUUCAACAAAACCAUUUUAUUUAAAUUGUUAUCAUAGUUAUCGUCCUCUACCAAAACAAUCACUUAAUACAGAUCAACAACUAAAUAUUUGA